GUGCAGUGCAUGUAAAUGAACUUAGGCUAAAUAAAAUUGUUAUUUAAGAGAAAUGACGCCAAAUCGCUCGCGUCAGGUAGCACGCAAGAAUCCGCGGCCGCGCAAGCUGCAGGUGCUAAAGUCAAACCGAUCGAGGAGGAUUGCUAGUCGCAGCACGCCCACGCCACAAAAAGUUGACCUCAUGACGAUGGCAGAAGGCACCGACCCCAUGGGGCAUCAUCAUCACGCAGCCGGCUCGCAUAAUCCCCACCACUACCACAACCAUCAUCCGCACCACCAUCCGGCGCAGUAUCACCACCACCACCAGCCGCCGUCGCAGCACUACGCGCCAGCGGCCCAGCAAGCGCCAGCCGCCUCGCACUAUGCGCCCUACGCCCAAUUGCAGUAUCCACAUGGCCUGCCCCACCAGCACCUGCCGCUGGCGCUGAGCUUGCACCAACAGGCAGCAGCAGCGGCGGCCUCAGCGGCCGUAGCCGCGGCAGUGGCCAGCGUGGAGCAGCACAACAACAAUCAGCCGUUUGUGAAUAACAACAAUAUAGUGCCCUGGAAGCAGCGCAAGCGCAAGCGUCUCUCCCAAGUGCUGGACAAGCUGCACCACAACAACAACAACAACAAUAAUAAUAACAACAACAACAGCAAUAAUGUGAAUAAUAACAACCAUGGGGUGGCCUGCAAGUCGGAGCCUAUGGAGCUGGAAGAAGAACUGGAGGAUGAAGACGAUGAUGAUGAGGCAGAGGCGGAUGAGAAACAAAAGCAACAAUUGGAGGCUACCAACUAUAUAAAGUGUGAGCAGCGUGAGGCGCUCAACGCAGACAGUGAUGAGGAGCAGCAGGCAGAGGCUGAGCUGUCCGCCGAGGAGCUUUCGCACUCCGAUGAUCAGGACGAGCAGCACAGUCCGCGCAUUAGCAUGAGUCCGCUACAGAUGGCAGCGACGCCAACUGCGCAGCAAGCGUCAGAUGCCGCCGCCGUAGCUGCUGCUGCUGCCGCCGCCGCCAAGGAGAAUCCGCUGCAUGUGGACAUUAAGACUGAGCAUAUGGCCAGCCCAUAUGAUCGCUACUUUCCCAUUCCCUCGCCGCUAUUUGGCUACUAUCUGCAUACCAAGUACUUGAACGAGGUGUUUCGCCGUCGCCAUGAUCUCUAUCCCUCGCCGCUGCAGCACACUCCCUCCUCCAUAGCCUCCGAGACGGAAACCUCGCCCACUGGCCAGGGCAAGAUCCACCACACUCACAGUCAAGCUCAGCAGCUGAGCAAUAGCCAGCAGCUCCCAGCAGUCCUCUUGAACACCUCGCCCCCGCCGUCGCUGCCCUCGCCGCCACGCAGCGAGUCUUCGGUAACCGCAGCGCAACCAACAACGCGCGUCAGUCCCAAGCCAGCCAAGAAGAAGUCUAGCGCCGGCGAGAAGCCUAUGCCGCCACCACAGGAGCGUCCCCUGGAUCUCUGCAUGCGCAGCGAUGAGCUUGGGAAGCCCAAAGCAGCCACGCCUCCGUACCAUGCCUCUGCCGCAGCCAUGAUGCCGCCACCCAACGCCUCCAUGAGCGCCGCCAGCAGCUUGGAGAGCAUGAAUGCUCUCUCGCCCGCUUCCAGCACACACUCGACCAGCAGCACGCACACCGCCAGCCUGGCGCCGCCUGGCUCCAUGUCGCCCUAUGCCAUGACAGCAGCAGCUGCGCAUGCAGCAGCGGCGGCUGCAGCGGCAGCCAUGAUCAAAAUGGAAAUGCCCAUGCAUCCGCUGCACUCGCAUGUGCCCACCACGACGGUGGGUGUGCCUGUGAUCAAGGGCGAUGUGGCCUCGCCCACUACGAAGGAGACUGUGGCCUGGCGCUAUAAUCUGGAUGUGUCGCCCGUGGUGGAGGAGAUGCCGCCCGGCUCGGAUGUGGCCUAUGUAUGCCCCACUUGCGGUCAGAUGUUCUCGCUGCACGAUCGCCUGGCCAAGCACAUGGCCUCACGCCACAAGUCGCGCAAUCCUGCCAACGAUAUAACCAAAGCCUAUUCCUGCGAUGUCUGCCAUCGCUCCUUUGCCCGCUCCGAUAUGCUCACCCGCCACAUGCGUCUCCAUACCGGGGUCAAGCCCUACACCUGCAAGGUGUGCGGCCAGGUCUUCUCGCGCUCCGACCAUCUCUCCACGCAUCAGCGCACCCACACUGGCGAGAAGCCCUACAAGUGUCCGCAGUGUCCGUACGCCGCCUGUCGUCGCGACAUGAUUACUCGCCACAUGCGCACCCACACGCGCUACGAAUCACGUGGUGGUGCUGGUGGUGUUGGUGGUGGUCCGCGUGGUGAGGAGCCCAAGUCGCCGCUGCCGCUGCUGGAUAUGAAGAUGAACAUGAAUCUGCCGCUGCUGCUGCAGCAGGAGGAGCUGCUGCAGAAGUCGCCGCUUGGCUUGGGUGGACCCAUGCCCAUUGUGGUGAAGACGGAAAGCGCCUAACGGUAUCUCUAUGCGGCUGCUGCCAGGCAGUUUAUGACAUUUUAAAUCCGCCUCGGCAGUCCCAGCCCUGCCCAGCUUAGUGCUAAAGCUUGCCACACACACAAACACGCACACACACACACACACACACACACAUAGUUAGAGUAAAGCAGUUGUAGUUUUAGCUAAGCGCAACACGGAAAAUCUCUCUGCGAAGACUGAGAACCUAAUUACUACCUACAAUUAAAGGCCUAGGUUAACAACAUUUAAACUUAAACAACUAUUUUACAUACCCUCACACACACACAGACGGACGGACGGACGGACAGAGUUGACUCAAACCACCAGACAACGUAUUAGCGUUUAAAACCCCUGUCCCCUCUACUUAGUUCUAACACUUGAGCUAGCCCCAAUAACUAACCGCCGGCUUAGAUGCGUAUACGUAUUGUAUACGUACAUUACGUAUACGCCACACAUAUAAAAGUAUUUUAUGUAACGUUCUGCGCCUUGCGCUUAAAUAUGUUUUAGACAACAAAAAGAUACAGAUACAGCUAGCAAUUCCAUGUUCCACAAUUUAGUUUGUCAGUACACGCGCAGAUACAAAACGUUUUAAUUUUGUAUGCCUGCUAGUUACUCACUUGCUUAGUUAGUCUAUCGAUUUAAUUAGGCUUAGUUUUGUGCAGCGCAGCUUAGCGAGCUUUUUGUGCUCACAGUGCUCUUUGAUCGCUGUGGCAUUUUUGUUUGAACAAAAAAUUGAAAUUAUUAUGCUAAACAAAAUAAAUAACUUCUAAUUUACUUUUAGUUUAGUGUAAAGCAAAGCGG
This is a messenger RNA of Drosophila busckii, 3226 nucleotides long. RefSeq names its product dendritic arbor reduction protein 1 (gene klu). Gene Ontology annotation, molecular function: RNA polymerase II cis-regulatory region sequence-specific DNA binding; DNA-binding transcription factor activity. Gene Ontology annotation, biological process: regulation of transcription by RNA polymerase II. NCBI's taxonomy places the organism in Eukaryota, Metazoa, Arthropoda, Insecta, Diptera, Drosophilidae. The transcript is spliced from 2 exons. The record is from RefSeq and is a predicted model, not a curated record. Bases 53 to 2425 code for a protein of 790 amino acids.